Molecule: messenger RNA, 1234 nt
Organism: Phialemonium atrogriseum
Lineage: Eukaryota; Fungi; Ascomycota; Sordariomycetes; Cephalothecales; Cephalothecaceae
Product: AhpD-like protein
Exons: 3
Coding region: 157-924 (255 amino acids)
Molecular function (GO): peroxiredoxin activity
Source: RefSeq, a predicted model, not a curated record
AGUGAUUCAGUCAUGACUGACACGCGGUUGAGACUCGAGUAGAAAUUUCUCUUAUUAUCUAGACUUGGACUUGAUCUCCUCGCAUAUUUCCGCUUUGGCGUAGAUAACAGUUAUGUGCAGUUCCGAGUUUCCAAGUUCUUAGGUAUAAGAUCUAUCAUGAUCGCAUUACCGGCAGCCAUCAUCACCCCGUCUCUCUUGUCGUCUAUCAGGAGGCACCCAAAUCUGCCGAAAAAUACGUGGUACUUCAUUGCGGCUACUACUCUGUCUAUACUAAACCGGCCUGAUGAGAUACACAAGGUAUAUAAGCAUGCCAUAGACAAUGGACCCGGCCAUAUCGAUAUCGCCGCCAGCCCGGACGAGCAGCUCGGCAUCACCCGCCGGAUGCGCGAGGCGCUGGUCAAGGCUGCCGCAAUAGGCGGUUUACCAAAGACUAUCAACUCUCUUCUGGAACUGAAGAAAGCCACCCCGGAGCAUCUGAUUGAUGAGCCGCUCGGCUGCUCUCCGACGAUGCGAUCAGUGGAUGUCUACGACGUGCCGUCAUCGCAGAUACUCCACCGUGGGCAGACCUACUUCGACAAGGUCUACGGCAAGGUGUCCAAGAGGGUCAUGGGCCAGAUGGACAGGUCCGGGACGGAGGACUUGGGCCUCACAGCGCGAUUGAUGUACGGCUAUAUCCUCAGCAACACGCAGGUGUUGACGCCGGUCGAGACGUCUUUUGUCCUGAUAGCCGCGUUGAUACCGCAGGAUGUGAAUCCGCAGCUGAAGGGUCACUUGAAAGGUUCUCUCAACGCGGGUGCGACGGUGGAGGAGGUGAAGGCAGUGCGCAACGUGGUUAUGGAGAUAUGUGAGGUAUCGGGGAUGGUGAUGCUCGACAAGAGUCAUCCUGGUGGUUGGGGAUGGAGAACCGAGGUGGCCAACGUCUGAUCCUCAGCCGCUGGGCUCUGGUCUCUCAAGCGAUGCUGAUGGAAUUCUACCGCGAAUGAAUAUGGCCCAUGAGCAGCAGUGCUGCCUUCACAAGUCCUCGGCUAGUUUGAAGCAAGAUUCUCAGGCUAUCCUUGCGGCAGUCAGAGCCACUUAGAAAUAGAUGCUCGACUUUGAGCGGACUAGACCUACCUCCUUGUUUUAUACUCUAGAUUUUACUAUGCAUAGUAUACUCGUCUAAAAGACUGAUGGUGUUUUACUCGAGUUGAGAAGCCAAAGAGGCAGGCCUAGGCCCAGUUCAGAGAACUGUGGU